Molecule: messenger RNA, 2874 nt
Organism: Fundulus heteroclitus (mummichog)
Lineage: Eukaryota; Metazoa; Chordata; Actinopteri; Cyprinodontiformes; Fundulidae
Gene: malt3
Product: MALT paracaspase 3
Exons: 15
Coding region: 138-2105 (655 amino acids)
Biological process (GO): proteolysis
Molecular function (GO): cysteine-type endopeptidase activity
Source: RefSeq, a predicted model, not a curated record
UGUUCCGGGAAAGGGAAGAGUUUAUAUAUUAGAGGUUUUUCAGACUUAGGUCAGGAAAACACAUUUCUGCGAGAUCCGACAACUGUUCAUGCGUUCCGGAGCUGACGGCAGUGAUAUAAGAAGAGGAAAAUGCGCAGAUGACCGGCUCUUGCCCCAAGCCCACUCACACAAUGAUCACAGAAAUCGUCAUCGUGCGCCACCCUGUCUCCGCGUGCGUACCUGUGAACCACAAGGUGACUCUGCGCGUCCGCGCUGAGGGCACCGGCAUCCUCAGCUACCAGUGGUUCUCCGAGGACGAGAAGGAGGUGCCUGGUGGUACUCAAGCAGACCUGACCAUCAGAGCUUCUAAAACCCAGCGAUAUGUCUGCCGUGUCAACGAUCUCUUUCAUAACUACAUCUUCAGCGAGUGGGUGAAGGUGAAGGUGCUAGACAUUGAUAAAUCAGGGUUGCCGGUCGACUGGCAGGGCGAGCCGCAUAUCGCCAUUAAUCCCAAACCACAGGCUGUACAACAGGGCACAAAACUCAGCCUUCGCUGCGCUGCCUUUGGCAUCCCCACUCCACACUACCAGUGGUACCGAAAUGGACAGCCGCUGCUGGACAAGACCGCUGAUGUCCUGCAGAUUGAUGGUGUAACAGCAGAACAUGGGGGAUCCUAUCUGUGUUCGAUAUCUAACGUCUUAGAAGAGAGGUGGACAGAGCCGGUCGAUGUCGAUAUCGUGCAACCUGACCUGCCUCCUCCUGCAGCACUAACAGCCACCGAUAAGAUUGCCCUUCUUAUCGGCAACCUGAAUUACCGCCACCACCCCGGUUUGAUGGCCCCCAUCAUGGACGUCCACGAGCUGGCCAACCUGCUGCAGCAGCUCGGCUUCAGGGUUGUCUCCCUGCUGGAUCUCACCAGGGAGGAGAUGAUGGCUGCUAUCGACAAGUUCAUUCAGCUCCUUGACAGGGGAGUUUACGGGCUUUUCUACUACGCGGGUCACGGUUAUGAGCACGCCGGGAGGAAUUACUUGGUCGCGGUUGACGCGCCACAGCCGUACCAAACCAAGAACUGUGUCUGUGUGCAGCGGGUCAUGCAUCAAAUGCAGGAAAGGCAAACGGCAAUGAGUGUCAUCCUGUUGGAUACCUGUAGAAAAUGGUACAACCAGGGUUGCAUACCAUCAGUCAUCAAGCCACUGGGACCGAAUGGGAACACGGUGUAUGGUUAUGCCACAUGCGAGGAUGCUGAGGCGUACGAGGUCCAGGAUGGGGGCAAGAGUACCGGCAUCUUCACAAAGUACCUGAACAAGCACAUCCUUCAAGCAGACAAAGUCACGCACGUCUUAGAGCGAGUCUCCGAGGAUGUUGGUAAAGACCGUCUUGUCAGUGGUAAACAGGCAGUGGAGAUAAAACACACCAUGAAAGAACCACGAUCCCUCACAGACAAAGUUCGAACAACUGGUCACACAAGGGAACUUCACCUACGUGAUGUUUGCUGGAGACAAGCCAAUGAGCUGCCACGAAAGAAGCACCUGACGUUUCUUUGCGGUGUGGAAGUGGAAGUCAGCUUCUCAGCUCUGUUCUCCAAUGUACUGGUGGCUUUUGCGACUAUAAAAACUACACCUGAUCAUACCCAGGACUGUACUGUCAUUCUAAGUAGCAAUCCGGCAAUGGAAGACAUAUUCUCCAGGUCGGGUCGCUCAGAGGAAAUGGACUCACUACUAUUUAAUGAAACGCAUAACCCUGACUGUACCCUAAGACUUUGCUCUCUCCAGAAGUUGAAGGAAUCUGUGGUAGUCAAGGUGGAUCUACACUAUACCCACAAGGACAGUAAUCUGCGGCACACUGAAAGCCUGCAGGUGGACAUAGGAAAGCCUCUGGUGGCGUCCUGUAAGCUGUACAGGGAGAAUCGUGCAGGAAAAGACAGAAAAACCGACGGUGCUAAAGUCCAGUGCAUGAGUCAAAUUUCACGCAGCAAAUCACCACAGCAUCAGGCUCUGGCCGCCCCACAUCGACAUUUCACCAGAAAGGCAGAGUGCGCCGCUAAAACCGCAACCGCAACCGCGCGGAGCAAUGAGCCUGAGGAGAACGACGAGACUGAACUGCAAGAUUUCCGACCCUGCGAGUAAAAGCAACGGGAUUCUAAUUAUAUUGUACAGUGUUUGAUUGUGCAUCUUGUCUGUAAUUGAUGAUAAUAGGCGGAUCGAUGACAUGUAUACUCUUAUACCAGGUAGAAGGUUCCACUCUUAUGUUCUUUUUCAUGGUAGAAUGUAAAUGAAAACAAUGCAAAAACACUGUAGGGAAAUUUAAAAGAUACCUUUGUUAUAACUUUUGAUUUUUUUGUUGUGAAUAACACUUGUUACUUCAUUGGCAAGCUGGCUGGCCUAUUGAAGACAUUACUUUAAUAAUUUAUCUUUUUUAAAAUUUAUAGUUUCACUGGAAUGUCUGUCGGAAAUAAAUUAUUCAUUCAUUAAUAUCUCAUAAACAGUACUACUUUCAUCUCUGUAUUUUCGAGCUUUAGAAAAUAUUUUAUUUUGCCAUAAAAAGGAAAGCCGCAAUUUCUGUGUCCAGGGAGGUUCUUCGUUAUGGUCCUGGGCAUUCAAAUCACAGAAAUUGGCUAAACUAAGUUUCUCUCUCACACAAUGCGCACAUUAACAAAGCUGAAAAAGUCAGAUUUGCUUGGAAAAUUUGUAAAUUUUUCUCAUAUUUUGUGGCGGGUUUAUUUCCUACAGGGAGUUGUUUGAGUUCACAUAACUACAUGACUACACAGUGCGUUGGAAAAACCAUUCAUACACCUUGAACUUUAUCACAUGUUGACACAUUCGAAUGACAAACGGUGAUGCAUCUUAUUAGAAUCUUAUGAUUUUCUGCUAAUAAAAAUGUGAAGUGUGACGUGUA